This is a messenger RNA of Stylophora pistillata, 1710 nucleotides long. RefSeq lists its product as uncharacterized. The record is from RefSeq and is a predicted model, not a curated record. NCBI's taxonomy places the organism in Eukaryota, Metazoa, Cnidaria, Anthozoa, Scleractinia, Pocilloporidae.
AGCGCGCAAGCGGAAGUCGAUUAUAACGUUGGUUCGGGGCUUUUGUGCUCAGGGCAAGUAUAAAACCGAAAGACAUUAGCACUUUCGAGGCAGAUCCCUAAGGUUCGAACCGUUGUACAGGUGAAUGACGGAAGUUAUUCAGACUCGCAUACAAGUGCUCAAAUUCCGUCGAAUGCCAGUAUGAUGAUGGCAGCCUAUCUGGAGAGGAAGGCUAAACAUGGCCGGUCUCAAGAAGACCAAGGAAAGUUACCAAGCGCAUCAGAACUCAUCAAAGCGCUGUCCGAACUACAACUUACGAAUCCCGGUGAAGGAAAAGUGUUGUACGCUCAAGGAAUAAAGAACAAUGGGAACUGGAGGCCUAUGUGUUAUGCAAGCCAGAAUUUCAGGGCAUACUACACUCUGCAGCUUUUUAACGCUCGAGUUAGCUUGACAACAAAAGCUAUUGAGAAGGCUAUUGAAGAAGACCAUGUCCCUCAGCGGUUCUUCAAGAGCGUAAAGACUGUAGUGAGCCUCGGCUGUGGACCUGGCUCUGAUCUUCGCGGGUUUAAAACCUUCCUAAGCGAAGCUUUCCCGUUCAGUUCGAGAGGGAAGAAGUCACCCCAGUUCAUCGGCUACGACAGGGAGCUGGGAUGGAUGCACUACGUUCAAAGUUUGGGGUUUGAAUUUGAAAGCGUCGAAAUAAAUAAAACAUUUAUCAACGACAUGGACAAAGUCGAUGUGAUGUUAAUAUCGUACAGCGCCAAGGAAAUUUUCCGUGAGUUCAACCGCGGUAAAAACGAUGAAACAUUCUGGAAGGCAAUAUCUAAGAAAGCGAAAUUUGUUCUGGUUGUUGAUGACGAAAAAUGUUCGUACGAUGAUCUUCCGACUGAUGACGAAGAAUACGAGUAUUUUGCUUUGGAUGACGAGCUGGGAAAUAAGGCCGUUGUUUAUUGUCAUUUUACAGCUGAAGGUUAAAAGAUAUUUAAUAAUGCAAAUGAAAAUCUGUAAACCGGAAGUUAAGAUUCCUAGAACAAAUCCAGGAAUUUUGAUUGCGUUCUCAUUUUUCUGUCGAGAGGAACUUGAGGACAGAAAUAUUCGAAUCAUAGACUCGCAGUUUCGACGGAAGGAGUGCUUAGGUGUAUGCGUCAUGACAUUUCUCCAUAUUGUAAAUUCAUAUGAUUAUAUCUUUAAAGAAACUACAACACGCUAAUUUUUGAAUUAUAAAUUGGAAAGUGUAAAUUAAAAUUUUAAAUCACUCCAAUUAAAAGUUAACGGUAUCUAGGAUAUAGACCGGUAAUACUUUUGAUUGUUCAUCAAGUGGCCUACAUCUUUAUUGGUGUAAUAAAAUAUUGUAGAAUACCUUACAUUUUGAAAUGUCUAUAACUGAUCGUAUAUCUUUAAGUACCUUCCUAUUCUGGUUUCCGUACGUGCUACGCCAGAAUGAAUUCGUUCUAGAAAUAAUUUAAAAGAAUAUCAUGUGAACUGCUCUACAACCAAUUCCUCAGAAGAAGAAUAUGCCUAACAAAUCGCUUGAAUUUUGUGUUCAAAGGCCAAAUUCGCACAUUACUAAACUUUGACACAAGUAUUUCGCUUGAUAUGAUCUCGUAAUUUUUAUCUAGCUAAGGGGAAUUGGUGGCCGGCUAUUAAAUUCAAAUGUAUUUUGAUGGAAAUGAAGCUUUUAAAAAUGUUUAGAAGGACAAUGAUAAUUGAAAUAAACUCUCACUAACACGA